This is a messenger RNA of Alosa alosa (allis shad), 2993 nucleotides long. RefSeq names its product zinc finger protein 45-like. Gene Ontology annotation, molecular function: DNA-binding transcription factor activity; RNA polymerase II cis-regulatory region sequence-specific DNA binding. NCBI's taxonomy places the organism in Eukaryota, Metazoa, Chordata, Actinopteri, Clupeiformes, Clupeidae. The coding region runs from base 75 to 1622 and encodes 515 amino acids. The transcript is spliced from 4 exons. Gene Ontology annotation, biological process: regulation of transcription by RNA polymerase II. The record is from RefSeq and is a predicted model, not a curated record.
AAUAGUUUAUGAAAUGGGGAUUUGGUGAACGCAUAGCCUUACGCACUCUUUCAGAUUGCACGCAAUUUUAAAAUAUGUCUAAUUCUAUAGAUUUCCGCUCACAGAUCUCCGCAGUAAUGGAGGUUUUAGCAAAUGCAGCAGUGGUGGAAAUUUGUAAAGUUGUUAAUGAAGGCUAUGCUGUUUUUCGACUGGAGAUGACCAGAAGCAGGAGAGAAAACGAAUCAUUGAAGAGAAAAUUAAAAUCAAUAGAGCUUCUCUUAUCUCAAGAUACAGACAACGGGACAGAAGGAACAACCGCCACUAUUAAUCAAGAGCAGACCGAAGAACAAACUCAUUUAGCAGUUGGAACUAGUGAGACACCUUCUGGAGGAAAGGGAAUCACUGCCUUCCAUGAUGAUUUGGGCUCUGCACAGUCUUGCAUGCCUGCAGUCAGUUCACCAACACACUCACAUGUUCCAGUAAUAAAAGAAGAGAUGGUUGAGCAAAAUAUAAGAAGUCAAACGCAAGAAGAUGAACAUUAUAGAAAUGACUAUACGUCAAAGGCCAGCAAAGGUGAAAGACCCUCAGCUUCCCAAAUAAUAUCUGAUUACCCUCAUGAUCUCAUGGCCACAGGUAGACAUCAAAGUGCUGACCUGGAGGCCCCUGUUUUGGCUGCUAAUGAGAGGACCCUGUGUCAAAAUGACAGUCAAUAUAGUCCAGAGAUUGAAGUGCCUCCUAUUUCCAGCCAAAGUAGAAUCAUGUCAUCUGCAGAGGAGAAUAGUUCCCAGUCUCCUCACCCAGACCUUGAGCUGAUAUCCAGUACAGGCCAGACAAGUUCUUAUAACAGCACAUCAUCUCUGAAUUUCGUUGGAUGGAGGCCUGAAGUACCCACUGACUCAAGUUCGUUGAAAAUGGAGGCAGAUGACUGUGCAUGGAAGGAGGGAAGCUCUUUUGAGUCACACACUAAAGGGUAUAAAGCUGGCAUGAUGGGAGUAGGAGACAACAGCGACCUGAAUCCCCUCAAUUUCAAGACUGGAGUAGAUACUCAAAUGAGGCAUGACUGUGUAGGGCUAGAUUUCAGUGCAUUACCUGAUGUCAAUGAAAUGUUCAAUGCAAGGGCAACCAAGAUCCACCCAACAAUGAUGAGAAGAGAACUGCAGUCAUUGCCAGGCUACGAGGAGAGUUUUGUUGACUUUGGUACGGCCUCUCAGCUCAGGCUGGGAGAUGGUUCCAGUUCUCCUGACCAUGCUGGGCCCCCACAACCUGGUCAGGCAGGGAGAUUGUUUGGCUGCAAUUUCUGUGGUAAACAGUUUCCACAUCUCCAUCAGCUGAAGACACACAGAAGAGUUCACACGGGAGAAAAGCCUUACAGCUGCCCUCAGUGUGGCAAACGCUUCUCCCAGUCGAGCCACAUUAAAAGACACAUGACAGUUCAUACCGGGGAGAGGCCAUUUGGCUGUGCGUUGUGUGGAAAGAGGUUCUCACAGUCUUGCAGCCUAAAGGUUCAUCAGAGGGUGCACACCAACGUCAGACCAUUUAGUUGCACUCAGUGCGGGAAAAGUUUCUCAGUUCUUAGUAAUCUUGUAAGACACCAGACUGUACACAUAAGCAUGAAGACUAAUCCUGGGACAUUAAAUAUCUGACAUUGUUUAAGUAGUUGAAUGGAUGAACUUUAGGAUGGUAUUCAGUGUGUUGGAAUGAUGGGUGAUUUUAUUUUAAAUGCAUGUUAAUGUUCGAGUGCUAUACUGUAAUUGUUGUGUUUUCAUCUCCUUGAGGAGAUUAGUCAUAACAAAGCGAAAGAAAAAGUAAAUAACACUGCUAGAUAUUUGCUAUCAAAUAACAUGUAUUGGCAAGAACCUGGCAAGAUGAUACACAUCAUUGUAAUUCAAUAUAUUAUGAUUAUGAUUUCGGGAUUAGGAUUCAAUAUAAAUUAUAGCUAUGCUGUAAACAAGGCAAUAUGUUGUAAUUUUCUAAAUCUUUUUGUCAGCUUUGUUUGUUUGUAUGUUACUUCCACUCUCAAUUUACAGUGUUGUGUUGAAGUGGAAGGGUUAAAUGGCUGCUGAAGACAACCACUAUUUGAGGUCAGAAGUUUAAACAAGUAAACGUGUGACCGCGCACAUCCCUUUUCACCGUUUUGGAUGGGUGCUGGAUCAGAGAAAUGACUCCAAAAGUAGAAGAGAGUGAUCCACACACCAUAUCGCUCUCUUGAAAGGUUUUUAUUUUGCGUUUCAAGCCCCUGGCUCUUCCUCAGGCUACCUUCCUGUGCGGAUCACUCUUACUUCAGGAGUUUAAACACAACACAGCAUGAACCACGAUCUGCCUUAAAAACAUUUGCAUGUAAACUAUUUCAAAACAAUAUUUUUACGUUACAAUAUGGUGAACUCAUGAACAAAUAUGUUAACCAGCUCCCAAUGAAUCUUUGCAUUUAACUGUUACAUGGUUUUUCUUUACUUUAUUGACAAUUGUGCAUGUGGUGUAUUCUUGUGUAAAAACACUUUUGUUUUUACAUUUUUGUAUACUUUGUCCUGCACCUGGCCUAAAUAUAGAUGGGAUGUGCACACAACCACUCUGACUUCUUGUCUGGGUGCCCACCUAAGGGCGACUAGCCAGAAUACUGAAUCAUCUCCUUGUAUGACAAUUGAUCUGUGGCCUGAUGAAUAUUUAAACUCUUUACAAUUACAUUGUAGCCCUCUCCAGCUUUAUUAAGCUCAGCAUUUUUGUUGUUGUUGCAGGUCUUCUGAUAAAUUUUACUUGCCAGGCAUGGAUCACAUCAGAAUAUGCUUCUCAAUUGUUUUUUAAUCAGUUAAAGUAGCUCUAAACCACAUGUUCAAACUUGUGUCAUUAUUUGAACUACAUAUUUGUUAACUUCAAACUCAAAUUAGCUUUUGUUGAAGGCAUUAGACUUGAAGUUCAUUUACUUUUUAUGAAGGUUUGAAUGUUUCCAUAUGGACAGGAACAAUGUAGUCAUUUGUGUGUUAUCAGUGAAAAUAAAAUAUGUUUGUUCAUUAUUGUAA